Molecule: messenger RNA, 318 nt
Organism: Lindgomyces ingoldianus
Lineage: Eukaryota; Fungi; Ascomycota; Dothideomycetes; Pleosporales; Lindgomycetaceae
Product: ankyrin
Exons: 1
Cellular component (GO): nucleus; cytoplasm
Molecular function (GO): protein binding
Source: RefSeq, a predicted model, not a curated record
GCCUUUAUUCAGUUGCUGAUUAAGAGCGGCGCGGAUGUCAAUGCGAAAGAUCAUGAAGGAUCAACACCCUUGAUCUGGGUUCUUAAUUAUCACUACUUAAGCGAUGAGGCUGUACACCAACUCGUGUCUGCUGGUGCUAAUCUUGGAGUCACGGACACCUUUGACGGGAACACUCCACUACACCUCGCAUGCAACGCAGCUAUUGCGGAGCUAUUUUUGGAAAAGGGUGCGAACGUUGCGACGAGGAACAACAAUAGGCAAACGCCACUUGAUCUCGCGAGUCAAUUGGGGAGGCAAGAUGUGGUACGGGCACUCAUC